Messenger RNA from Phragmites australis (common reed), 1353 nucleotides. RefSeq lists its product as uncharacterized. The transcript has 5 exons. The coding region runs from base 164 to 952 and encodes 262 amino acids. The record is from RefSeq and is a predicted model, not a curated record. Lineage: Eukaryota; Viridiplantae; Streptophyta; Magnoliopsida; Poales; Poaceae.
GUGGCAUCGGCACGCCUCCACGCCCCCCUCAUUCUCACCGCUCCCACCCACACCCCCCUCGCCUCCUUUCUCUCUCUCCGUCUCUUUCUCUCUCUCUCUCUGCGCGCCUCCGCUCCGCGUGGGCGUGCUUUGGGUUCGGUUCCAGCUCGCCUGGGUGCCAGCCAUGACCGCCGCCGAUGCGGAGGCCUGCGCGGUUGUCGCGACUGCGGCCGACAUCAUCUGCUCGCUCCGCGGUGCCGACCUCGCCGGCUGGACGCCGCCGUGGCGCAAGCAUCCGGCGCCGCCUCCUCCUCCCGCCUGCGACGCCGACGCCGACGCAGACGCCGACGCCGACGCCGACGCCGACGCCGACGCAGACGCCGACGCGCGGGAGCUGGCCUGGCCGGCGGUGGCGCGGGGGAAGCGGUCGCGCCGCGGGUCUCCGUCGGGCUCGGCCUCGGCAGCGGCCAAGGGGAGGUGCGGCGCCCGGGGUAGCCCGGCGUCCCCUCUUGACUACGGCGGCGGCUUCGGCUCGUCAACGAGCGGCGGCGAGGACGGCGCCUUCUGCUCGACGGCGCCGGCCACCAUCUACCGGCACGCGGCGCCCGCCACCGCCGCGCCCAGCAAGGUGGGCCUCGCCGGACGGCGGACGAUCCUGCCGGUGCCGCCGCCUCGGCCCGCCGGACAGCGGCCACGGAAGAAGAUGAGGCUACCGGAGAUCCAGCAAAUGGUGCGUUCGCUGUCGGUGGAGAACGAUGCCCUUCGCGAGGAGAUGAAGGCGUUGCAGCGAGCUUGCACGGUCCUAUCCAAGGAAAACGGCAAACUAGAGACAAAGCUAGAUCACUCGAGUAAACGAAACGGGAUGAUCUCCGAGGAGAACGACGGAAAGCCACAGCCUGAUCAGCGCGCAGCUCAGCCCGAUGCUCAAAACGGCUUUGUGCUCCCUGAUCUCAAUCUUCCAGCAGAUAGCUGAUGGAUGAAUCCGUUGGUGGCUAUAAACUUCAGAUUAGGGUGCUAACCUUAUAAUCAACUGUAUAUACACGAAGCUGGCUAUUACUGGGCUUUCAUCACGCACGAGGAAGUUAAAGAAGCAUUACGGCGUCCCUGUUUGUUUGGUAAGUAGUUGAAAUUUAGAGCUUAGAGCCACUGUAAUCCACCGGUCUGAAUCAUGUUAUUGCAGAUUCAGAACGGAGGAUUGGUUUACGUAAUUUCCUCAUAAGGUUCUUUAGUUCGUACCCCGCGUUUCUUACGACUGUAUGGAUGUGCUGAGGGAUAACUUCAUGUAGUUGAUGCUUCAAAAUGAACCCACGGUUUAGUUUAUUUCAUCUAAACAUAGCUAAAUUGUUGAUGUUCUUCAUAUUAUUAUUGUUGAUA